Paramecium pentaurelia is the source of this 2160-nucleotide messenger RNA. The record is from the annotation of a GenBank genome assembly. NCBI's taxonomy places the organism in Eukaryota, Ciliophora, Oligohymenophorea, Peniculida, Parameciidae.
AUGGAAGAGUAAGUGUACAUAUCAGAGGAGGGAAUGAAACAUAUUCUUUAAACAUUUGAUCCUAAAGACCCUCAUAAAAAUAUAUUAUGGACAACCAAUUAUAAAAUGGAAUUACCUUUAAGAAUUAGAAAAUCUGGAUCAGGAAGUGAAAUACCAAUAACUCUUCCAGAACAAUUCAAAAUUGAUUGCACUUAAUUUGCAAAAUAGCCUGCUUUAAGUGUAAAAAGGAAUAAUAAAUGGUAUAAAUAGAUAAUCUAUAUAUAAUCAGGAUAACAAGAACAUAUUAAGAAUAUUAUAAUGAAUCAUUAUAAUUUGCAAAAGCAUUAAUAGCUUAUGGAAUUAGUGAGAUGAGUGCAAUCAAUAUAAUUGGAUUUAAUGCUCCUGAAUGGUUCAUUUCUUUCAUGGGUAGUGUACAUUCACACAAUUUACCAGUUGGUAUAUAUACUACGUAUUAGAAUCAUUAAAAUGAAAUAGCAAUAAUCCCGAAGCUUGUUUUUAUGUUUCAGAACAUUCAGAAUGUGAACUUGUAGUAGUAGAUACAAGAGAAUAAUUAAAUAAGUAUUUAUAAAUAUGGGAUAAAUUGCCAAAACUCAAAGGUAUUGUAAUGUAUAAUGAUGAAAUACCAAAAGAUGGAAUUAGUGAAUAAAGAAAAUAAUAAAUAUUUAAAUGGAAAGAUUUUCUAGAGUUUGGAAAUAAACCAGAAUUACUAAAUUAAGUAAUGGAGAGAGUAUCAAAGUUACGUCCUGGAAAUUGUGUGACUUUGAUUUAUACUUCAGGAACAACUGGAAAUCCAAAAGGAGUUAUGUUAUCUCAUGAUAAUUAUGUGUUUACUAUUACAUAAUAGAGAAAGAAAUAUUAAUUUCCAGAUUCUGAAGUAAUGAGAAUUGUAAGUUAUCUUCCAUUAAGUCAUGUGGCAGCAUAAUUAAUUGAUAUUAUUGGAAGUUGUAGAUGGGGUGCACAUAUAUAUUUUGCUAAUCCAGAUGCUUUAUCAGGUUCACUCAUUAACACUCUUAAGGAAGUGAGACCAACUAUGUUUUUUAGUGUACCAAGAGUAUGGGAGAAGAUUUAUGAUUAAAUGUAAUUAAUAGCUAAAUCUAAUGGGGCAAUCAAAACAAAAAUUGCUACAUGGGCUAAAUCUAUAGGAAAAGAGGGAACAUUUGCUUAAACUCAUGGAUUGAAACCUCCUCUAUGUUUUGGAUUGGCUGAUAAAUUAGUUUAUAGUAAUGUUAAAAAGGCAUUGGGAUUAGAUUAAGCAAAAUAUUUAAUUUUUGGAGCAGCUCCAUUAUCACCUGUUAUAAGGGAAUAUUUCUUAUCUUUGAAUAUGUAUUUAAUUAAUGGAUAUGGAAUGAGUGAAUGUGGUGGAGUUACAACAUUAGCAGAACCAUUACAUUUUGAUAAAUUUGAUGAUUUCUUUAUGAGUAGCACUGGUAAAACUAUGGAAGGAACUGAAUUGAAAAUAGAUUAACCAGAUAAAGAUGGAAAUGGAGAGAUUUGUUAUAGAGGGAGACAUAUUUUUAUGGGAUAUUUUAAGGAUGAAGAAUCAACUAGAAAUACUAUUGAUAAAGAUAGAUGGUUACAUUCUGGUGAUGUAGGUAAAUUAGAUAAUAAAGGAAAUUUAACUAUAACUGGAAGGAUUAAAGAAUUAAUUAUUACUGCAGGUGGUGAAAAUGUAGCACCAGUAUUGAUUGAAAAUGAAUUCAAAAAGACAAUUCCAAUAAUAUCUAAUUGUAUGGUUAUUGGUGAUAAAAGAAAAUAUCUUUCUAUUUUAUUAACAUUAAAACAUUAACUUAAACCUGAUGGAACGUAAUUAUUUAAUUUUUAUCAUAUUAAAUAGACCAACUGAUUAAUUACAUAGUGAUGUUAUUUAAAUCUUUAAGGAACUAGGUUCAAAUGCUAUGAAUUUAGAAGAAGCCAAAAAAGAUCCCAUUAUUUCAAAUUAUUUAUAAAAAUUAGUAGAUGAUGCAAAUACUAGGUAAUCAUUAAUGUAAAUAUAUUAGAGUCAUUUCUAAAGCCUAAUACAUUAGAAAAUGGACUCUCAUUCCUAGUGAUUUCAGUGUUGAUGGAGGAGAAUUAACUCCAACUCUCAAAUUAAAAAGAAGAGUAGUUGAACAAAAGUGGAUCAAUGAAAUUGAGAAAAUGUACUAAGAUGCAAAAUUAUGA